This is a messenger RNA of Helicoverpa zea (corn earworm), 2524 nucleotides long. RefSeq lists its product as uncharacterized. NCBI's taxonomy places the organism in Eukaryota, Metazoa, Arthropoda, Insecta, Lepidoptera, Noctuidae. Bases 271 to 1269 code for a protein of 332 amino acids. The record is from RefSeq and is a predicted model, not a curated record. The transcript has 3 exons.
AUCUCUCCCGACGAUGAUUAGCUUACAUGCAGCAGUGACGUGAGAUCAUGCUGUCCUAAUCACAAUUUUAGAUCUAUAAAAUAAUACAUUCAUAAAUAAAAAAGGAUUUUAUUUUGACUAUUGACUUUUUCUAUAAACCGCCACAUCCUGCCGCCAGGAGGCGCUCGGCGCUGUGAACGACGCCAUUACGUGAUUUUCGUGCAGUCCAAAAAUCACGCGACUUUUUCUCAAUUCAAAAUUUUGCAACUAAAGUAAGAAAAUUACGUUGAUAUGGGUAAAAGGAAGCGGUCAGACGAUUCUAGUGUUGAAAAACUAUUAAAAAAGGUGAAAAAGUUAGUGAAAAAGAAAAAACGACGAAUUUCGUCAUCUUCCUCGGAAAGUUCCUUGUCAGGCAAUGAGCCGGAAAUUACCGACGAUAUUCCGAUCCCGGAUGAACUUAAUCUUGUGGCUUCGAGCCCCGAAGGCCCUGAAGAGGUCUCAACUGAAGUAGCCCUGGACCCAGAAGUCCUAAACCUUCUCGGCUCAGACCCGUCAAGUACCAAAGUGUAUGGAGAUAACCUCCACAAAGACUUAGCUACUAGGUGGCGCCAUACGCUUAUUUAUGGCUUGGCGAAAGAGGAGAAAGCAGACAUGUUGCAGAUAUACCUGCCACCUGAAAACUGCCAACAGAUGAAGGCUCCUAUUUUAAACCCAGAGAUAAAAUCCGCCAUCUCCGAAGUAAAUGUAAAAAAGGACAUCUACAGCGAGUCCAAACAGAAUCAGAUGGCCAGCUGCAUCGCAGCAAUUGGGAAGGCCCUUAGUUUGACCUUGCCGCUCACUGGGCAAGUACCUCAAGAAUUAAUAAAAACCUUAAGCGAUGCAGGCAGGUUGCUGUGUGACACCCAUUACAGGGAGUCUCUGUCACGAAGAUUUGCUAUUGUCAAUGUACUAAGUAAACAGAAGAGAGACAUCCUAAAGAACACAAAGAUAGAUAAUUACCUCUUCGGCACCGACCUCUCUGAGCAGUUAAAGUCAUCAAAAGCCAUAAACCAGUCCGCUUCGGAGCUGAAGUUGAGUACCAACAAACCAUUCAAUCAGCAGCGGACACAGCAAUUUCACCGGCAAGGACCUUUAAACGCAAGGGGGGCACCGCGGGCGCCGGCCACCGAGCAGCGGGUGCAUCCCCAACCUCGGCGCCCUCCACCAGCACCGCCAGCACAGCGGGAACAGCGCCGCGGGACGGCGACUCGACCACGGGCCUCGAACUACUCGCAUCCUCGCCGCCGCUAGCGCAACCACCACAGAGAGGCGCAUCCCCUCCACAGGGACCUCAAAUUGAUGGCCGGGAAAUUAUCAAGCAAGCAUUGCUAAGUCGUGGAGCCCCGGAAGAGUCACUUGAUAUUAUGAUGGCCUCUUUCUCUAAAAAUACCUUAACUCAAUACAACCAUAUUUUAAAGUCUUGGUGGCAAUAUUGUAGUAAUAAGGGUACUGACUACCGGCACUCAGAUACUAAACUAUUUAUAACCUUCUUAACUGAAAAUUUUAACUCAGGUGCUUCUUAUAGCACGUUAAAUAGCUAUCGUUCAGCACUAUCCAUAAUCUUGGGCCAAGAGGUAACUUGUAAUGAUGCAACUAAACGAUUUUUUAAAGGUGUGUACCGCAUAAAACCACCUGCACCUAAAUAUAAUACUACUUGGAACCCUAUCUUAGUACUUAAUUAUGUAGUUGAUUAUUUACCUAAUGAGUCUAUAUCAUUGAAAGAUUUAUCCCAUAAAACUGUAACUCUCUUAGCUAUAGCAUCCGCGCAAAGAAUGCAAACUCUAUCCCUUAUUAAGAUAAGAAAUAUUUUAUUUGAACAUGAAAAAAUUCUCAUAAAAAUUGAUGACCUAAUAAAAACUUCAAGGCCAGGAUAUGUUCAGCCCUUAAUCGCACUGCCAUAUAUCCAAGAAAAUCCAAAAAUUUGCCCUGCCUCAGCCCUAAAAUGCUAUUUAGAUAAAACAUCACAUCUUCGAAACCAGGAACAGUCACUGUUUAUCAGUUACCAAAAACCCCACAAAAGAGUGAGCUCACAAACUUUAUCUCACUGGGUAAAAUACACUUUGGAAAAAAGUGGUAUAGAUAUAAAAUUGUAUGGUGCGGACAGUACGCGACACGCAUCAACGUCUGCUGCUCAUAGGGCAGGCGUCAAUCUGGAGGUUGUUCGCAAAGCAGCCGGCUGGUCGGAAUCCUCACAUGUUUUCUUGAAGUACUAUAAUAGGGAUAUUACCUCUGCUGACACCCAAUUUGCGGAGUCACUGCUCAAAUGAUAUUAUUUGUAAGACUGAUUAUGUUACUCUGUCCAAUAAGGCUGAUUUUGUUAUUCUUCCCAAUAAGACUGAUUAUGUACUACUUUGCCUAAUUAUUAUGAUACACAGGGCUAUAACUCUAUUAAACAGGAAUUUGAUUGUAAUUAUCGCUGUGAUAUUUGAUUGUAAUUAUUACUGUAAGAGAAGAUAUAUCUAUGUUUUUUUAAGUUAACUUUAAUAAAUGCUGUUUCUUCUGAUUA